Messenger RNA from Guillardia theta CCMP2712, 864 nucleotides. RefSeq lists its product as hypothetical. The record is from RefSeq and is a predicted model, not a curated record. Gene Ontology annotation, cellular component: cytoplasm. NCBI's taxonomy places the organism in Eukaryota, Cryptophyceae, Pyrenomonadales, Geminigeraceae. The transcript has 6 exons. Bases 47 to 856 code for a protein of 269 amino acids. Gene Ontology annotation, biological process: actin cytoskeleton organization.
UCAAGUCUGGUUCAGACUUGACGUUGACAGUUGACGACGACCUCACAUGAGCGCGGGAAAUAGUUUCACCAUCUCUGGUCUUCAAGACGACUAUGACGACGUGAUCGAUGACAUCCCCGAGUUCGUCUCUCCUCCCCCGGAGCAGGUGGAGCAGCUCAGUCAGCACUUUCCCGUUCAACCUGCCGCGCAGAGUGAUGCUCUCAGUUCGAGGGUCGCAGGUCUGUCGCUGAGGGAGGAGAAGAGCGAGUCCAGGUCUCCCGUCACUACCCCCACCGCCACCAAGUAUGGAGGAGGAGGAGACGUCUGCCCUCGCUGCAAAAGCACCGUGUACUUCGCAGAAGCCAGAGAAGGCCCAGAUUCCAUCAAGUACCACAAGCUGUGCUUUGUGUGCGCGAUCUGCAAGAAGCUACUGGACAGCACGUACUCGGUCAGGCAAGGAGAACUCUUCUGCAAGUCCUGCUACGGCAAGGAGUUUGGACCUAAGGGCUUCGGCGUGGGAAGCUCUCUCCCUACCUCUUCUCCCACCAGCGCAUCCUCGCCUUCCAUCACCACAGGGAGGGCCUGGGCGCCAUCAGCCAACGAGACUCCAUCCCCAAGCAACAAGCUUGCGAGCAAGUUUGGAGGAGGAGAGAAAUGCCCACGUUGCAAUAAGACAGUCUACUUGGCGGAGGCGAGAGAAGGCCCCAACAUGAUCAAGUACCACAAGACCUGCUUCGUGUGCCUCCUCUGCUCCAAGUCCCUUGACAGUCGCUUCACCGAACGACGCGGCGAGCUCUACUGCCAGAAGUGCUACGCCAAGGAGUUCGGACCUAAAGGCUUUGGUAUCACAGGAGUGACAAGCGAACCAAUCGAAUAAUGGGAGGG